This is a messenger RNA of Peronospora matthiolae, 1092 nucleotides long. NCBI's taxonomy places the organism in Eukaryota, Oomycota, Peronosporomycetes, Peronosporales, Peronosporaceae. The record is from the annotation of a GenBank genome assembly.
AUGGCGCUACGUCUCCGUCAGCUCCAGGUGAUCCAUCGCCACGGCGACCGCGCCCCAUUGGUCAACAUCUUCCAGGGAAGCAACAAGGUUCAACUGGAGAAAGACGAGGCGCAACUAUGGGAUCGUCGUCUGCCUAUGCCGCUGCAACGCGCCCGACUUGGUUCCAGAUUCAGCGUCCAGUCAAGCGCUGACACUUCAAGUUCGUUCCUCCAGCAGCGGCCUUUUGGGUACUUAACGACUCGAGGGAUUGAGCAGAUGACAAUGCGUGGCCAGUGGCUGAGACAAUUAUGCGUGGACGAGGAGCUACAGCUGGAUGCAGUGACAACCGAGCAGCUGCAGGUUUACAGCAGUGCUUAUACACGGACCCAGCUCAGUGUUCAGGCACUGCUGGACGGUAUGCUGAGUGACCAUUGUCAAUCCAUUCCUUCCGUUCGAGUUCUCCCACCGGAAGAAGACAUCAUCAACACAUAUGCUAUCUUUCCGGAGAUUAAGAAGCUGAAAGCGGAUUUAGAACGCGACGAUGCUCAAUUUGCAGCGCGUGAGCAUGAGAUGGCACCGAUCAAGUACGAGUUGAUGCGACUCUUCCCAGCUGUGCACUCGGGUCAAGUACCUUUCAACUGGCUCAAUGCUGCCGACUAUUUUGUCUGCCGACACGCUCAUCAGGCCCCCUACAUCCCAGGCACCGAAUUACAUGCCGAUGUCACUGAAAGGCACCUCGAGUUCCGUUUCCACCAGUUUUACUCUCAUCGACCGAUUUUGAAGCUUGUGGCUGGGCGCCUGAUGCACAAUGUGCUAUUGGAGAUGCAAAAAGCUCUGUGGGACCACCGCGAGAGCAAAACGAUUGUGGUUUAUAGCGGACACGAUGUGUCGCUGCUAUCGGUCCUCCGAACAUUGGACGCCGACGUCGCGAACAACAGUGAGUAUUGGCCUGAAUAUUCUUCAACUCUUGCACUCGAGCUUUUGGAGAACGACCGCGGAAAGUUCUUCACUCGUGCUCGACUAAAUGGUGACAUCCUGGCGAUGCGCGAGGCACCAGACGGUCUCUGUUCCACCGAUCGCUUUCGUGACGUGGUCUUAGACCACAUUGGGUAG